Myripristis murdjan (pinecone soldierfish) is the source of this 1047-nucleotide messenger RNA. RefSeq names its product platelet derived growth factor c (gene pdgfc). Bases 22 to 1047 code for a protein of 341 amino acids. The record is from RefSeq and is a predicted model, not a curated record. Gene Ontology annotation, biological process: positive regulation of MAP kinase activity; positive regulation of protein autophosphorylation; positive regulation of cell migration. Lineage: Eukaryota; Metazoa; Chordata; Actinopteri; Holocentriformes; Holocentridae. Gene Ontology annotation, molecular function: growth factor activity; platelet-derived growth factor receptor binding. The transcript has 6 exons. Gene Ontology annotation, cellular component: membrane.
CGCCGACCACCACUAAUCCAAAUGAUCCUUCCAUUAUUAUUCCUUCUUGCAUCGCUUCUCCAACAAUAUGGCUCGGAAGCUGAAUCAACUCAUAUCAGCAAAUUUCACCAUCCAAGCGUAAAGGAACAGAACGGAGUGCAAGAUUCCCAGCAGGAGAAAAUCAUAACAGUGUCCGGAGAGGGAAUGGUUCACAGCCCAGAUUUCCCAAACACCUAUCCCAGGAAUACUGUGCUGGUCUGGAGACUAGUAGCCACCGACAACAUGAGGAUCCAGCUCACGUUUGAUGAGAGGUUUGGUCUAGAGGACCCUGAAGAUGGAAUAUGCAAGUAUGACUUUGUGGAGAUAGAGGACCCGACCGAAAACACCAUCCUGGGUCGCUGGUGCGGGUCACAGUCGGUACCAGCUGGUCAUGCGUCCAAAGGCAGUCAGAUCAGGAUCCGCUUCAUCUCCGAUGAGUACUUCCCAUCUGAGCCCGGAUUCUGUAUCCGCUAUUCUCCUCUGCCCGCGAGUGUGUCAGAGCCUGAGGUUCCUGUGGUAAUUCCUCCAUCCCUGCAAAGUGUUGAGGAGUUGUCAGAGGCUGUGGCUGGACUGAGUACAGUGGAGGAGGUCAUGAAGUACCUGGAGCCGGAGCGAUGGCAGCUGGAUAUGGAAGAGUUGUACAAACCCACGUGGCAUGUGCUGGGGAAGUCCUUCAUCCAUAAUAAGAAAGCCAGAGGAGCUGAUCUCAAUUUGUUGAGGGAGGAGGUUCGGCUGUACAGCUGCACUCCACGCAACUUCUCCGUCUCCCUGCGUGAGGAGCUCAAGAGGACAGAUGCCAUUUUCUGGCCCAGCUGCCUCUUGGUGAAACGCUGCGGAGGAAACUGUGCCUGCUGCUCGCACCGCUGCUACGACUGCCAGUGUGUUCCUGCCAGGGUCACCAAGAAAUACCACGAGGUACUACUGUUGAAACACCGAGGCGGCGGACGGGGCCUGCAGAAGUCCCUGACUGAUGUGGCCUUGGAGCACCACGAUGAGUGUGCCUGUGUGUGUAAAGACGACUGGGACUGA